Oryzias latipes (Japanese medaka) is the source of this 6095-nucleotide messenger RNA. RefSeq names its product dermatan sulfate epimerase like b (gene dselb). NCBI's taxonomy places the organism in Eukaryota, Metazoa, Chordata, Actinopteri, Beloniformes, Adrianichthyidae. Gene Ontology annotation, molecular function: chondroitin-glucuronate 5-epimerase activity; sulfotransferase activity. The record is from RefSeq and is a predicted model, not a curated record.
CUGGAAAAAACAAUCAAACCGGUUGUGUUGAACAGUCGGGAGGACAGAACGGAGACACGUCGGGAGAUUACGCACACACACACUCAUACACACACAGGCUUGUGAGAUGCGUGUCUCCAACAGCUGCGGUGGCACAAAAAUGCGCGCUGACAGCAGCCAUCUCCAUGUGGACCGUUCUUUUGCCGGCAGGAUGUUUCACAGUUUCCCGCAGACUGUCGCCAGAAUUCCCGCUUCUCUGAAGACUUGAGGAGUCGGAACAACUUUGGCUUUUUUGGACUUUAACGCGCGACCCGAAGGACGGAGAGUGGAGCAGCGAUGCGCGCAGACGGACUCUCCAGCUCGGCUUUGCGCACAGAACCAGCGCGGGGUUUGGCGCGCCAGUAGCGGUCAGGAGGGAUGUUCUCUGCGGAAAUGCGCGCUGCGGAUCCGGCCGCCGGGACCAGCUGCAUACGGAGGCUCUGGCAGGCUGUGACAGGACCUGACACGGACUGGGGCUGAGGAUGUUCGUCUUGGGAACUGUUGAAGCGCCCGGAUCCACAAUAGUUAUUGAAAAAAAAUAUACAAGAGAAAUGUCAGUUUUUAUUGUGGUUUUGUUCGGAGACUGAAGGACAGCGUGCGUCUUAGGAUUUUAUUUAAGAAAUAACCUGACAAAUCUAAAACUUUUUUGAUUUGAUUUGACAACUUUACACUUGUUUUGAAAAAUAUGGAUUAAGAUUCCUUUUUGCUUUUGCCCUAAAGUCUGUUCUUCCAGACUUUCUUGCACUUUAUUUUGUAAUCAGUUUAUGGAAUAUUUCAUGUGGAUUAUAUCAGAACCUCAACAAAAUUGAUGGGACAUAACCGCCACAUACAGCUUGAUUUUUUUUUUUUAAUUCUAGAGUGAAAUGAGCUUAAAAAUCACCCAACAUGGCUGGUAGCUGCACUGCAUGUUGGUUUUUCUUUUUAACACUGUUUGCAGUGGGAGCGGCUUUUUCUGGAGUCUUCAACUUCACAGAGAAAGACUUUUUCACAGAAGACUUACAGCAGGUCAAGCUUACGCAAGCUGGAGCCACGGAGCCGUGGAAGCUUCACUCUGUUGACUCCCACCCCAGCCUUUAUUUUAACCAAGCGGAUGUGUUGCACCUGAGACAGAGGUCCUCCACCACCCACAGCCACAUUUUUAAAGUCAUCCGUGCAGCCGUGCUCACCAUGUUGUCAAACUUCCCCCUCUACAUGCCUCCUGUGAAACACGAGGAGUUUACCAGCAAGUGGAAUGAAAUUUAUGGGAACAACCUGCCUCCUCUGGCUCUCUACUGCCUGCUGUGUCCCGAGGAUUCUGCUGCCCUCCAGUUCCUCAUCAAGUUCAUGGACAGGAUGGCUGAAUAUCCAGACUGGAAGGUGACCAGUGCGCCAAACGACGAGGUUCCCAUGGCACACUCUCUGACCGGGUUUGCCACAGCUUACGACUUUGUUUACUCUUACUUGGAUGACCGGAGGCGGGGUCUGUACCUUCAGAAAAUUCGCUCUGAGACAGAAGCACUGUAUGAGGUUUCUAAAUACAGAGGUUGGGGGAAACAGUACCUCCAGAAUCAUCAAACCACUAACAUAUUAGCCAUUCUGACUGGUGCGAUUGUGGUGGGUUCACACGACCUUCCAGAGUCAAUGAUCUGGAAGCAGGUGGCUGUGAACUACAUGGAGAAAACCAUGUUUCUUUUGAAUCACAUUAUUGACGGCUCUUUGGAUGAGGGGGUAGCGUACGGAAGCUACACGGCCAAGUCCAUCACGCAGUAUGUCUUCUUAGCGCAGCGCCAUUUCAAGAUCGACAACACGCAGAACAACUGGCUGCGCAGUCACUUCUGGUUUUACUAUGCCACUCUGCUGCCGGGCUUUCAGAGAACGGUCGGCAUCGCAGACUCUAACUACAACUGGUUUUACGGCCCGGAGAGCCAGCUGGUUUUCCUCGACACGUUCGUGAUGAAGAACGGGACAGGGAAUUGGCUGGCGCAGCAGAUCAGAAAGCACAGACCCAAAGAUGGCCCCAUGGGGCAGUCCUCAGCUCAGCGCUGGGCUACGCUCCACACAGAGUUCCUGUGGUACAGCUCCCACCUCACGCCGCAGCCUCCUCAAGACUUUGGCAAAGCCAGGAUGCAUAUUUUCUCAAACUGGGGCGUGGUUACCUACGGAGCCGGGCUUCCCACUGGCCAAGGCAACACGUUUGUCUCCUUUAAGUCUAGCCGGCUGGGCGGCCGCGCCGUCUACGACAUCGUUCAUGAUAAGCCUUACUCCUGGGUGGACGGCUGGAACAGCUUUAACCCCGGACAUGAGCACCCGGACCAGAACUCCUUCACAUUUGCUCCAAACGGGCAAGUCUUUGUGUCUGAAGCACUUUAUGGCCCAAAGUACAGCUAUCUGAACAAUGUACUGGUGUUUGGCCCCUCCCCUACCAGCCAGUGCAACAGUCCUUGGGAGGGCCAGUUAGGGGAGUGCGCCAAGUGGCUGCGCUGGACUGAUGAAGGGGUGGGUGACGCCAGAGGGGAGGUGAUUGUGGCCUCCUCACACGGUGACUCCAUGUUUGUGAGCGGGGAAGCGGUGUGGGCCUAUUCCCCGGCCAUGAAACUAAAGAGCGUUUUCAGAGCGUUGCUUCUUCUCAACUCCCAGACGCUGCUGGUGCUCGAUCAUGUGGAGAAGUGGGGCGACUCGCCCGUGAAGUCUCUCAGCGCUUUUUUCCACAACCUAGACAUCGACUUCAAAUAUGUCCCUUUCAAAUUUAUGGAGCGAUUCAACGGGGCGAUGAUGGACGUGUGGGACGCCCAUUAUAAAAUGUUCUGGUUUGACAGCCAGGGUCAGAGCCCUGAAACCAGAAUACAGGAGGCAGAGCAGGCAGCAGAGUUUAAGAAGAGGUGGACUCAGUAUGUUAAUGUCACUUUUCCAAUGACAGGCGCAGUCAGCAGAGUGGCUUACAUAUUACAUGGGCCAUAUGCAAAAGUGUCUAACUGUAGAUUUAUAGAUAACAGCAGAAAUGGGGUGCGGCUUUCUCUAACUAUAAAUAACACAGAGAAGAUCGUCUCAAUAGCUACAAACUAUAAAGAUAUUGGAGCACGGCUGACUUAUUUAGGAUUUGGAGGUCACUGUAAAGUUGAGGAUCGAUAUCAAAUCACCAGAUAUGGUGUCGGGACUCAUCUCAUCCCUAAACAAAUCGCCGCCGACAGCCAGCUGUUUGACAUUGGCUUCACAGUUAACGUGAUAGCAGGGGUGGUUCUCUGUGUGGCCAUAGGGUUUCUGACCCUGCAGAGAAAGUUUUACGUUUGCUUCAGCAGGCUGAUGCGCUACGCCCUCCUCUCUGUGCUCCUUCUGUGGAUCGCGGAGCUGCUGUUUCUUUCCAGCAGCUGUGAUCAGCUUCUCUGUGGGGUAAAAUGGAAAGGUGCGGGCGCCAGAAGUGAGGUAAACAAACAGAUCAGGCUGUACGAGCAGCAGCGGCUCCCCCUCCCCACCGUCCUAAUAACCACCCUCCCCGGAUCGGGGGCGGAAUUACUGAAGCACCUUUUCUAUAAUACCUCGGACUUUGUUUACAUAAGGGUUCCCACGGAACACGUGGAAGUUCCCGAGACCGAGUUUGAGUUUGACUCUCUGGUUGAUGCCUGUGAGUGGUCGAGGGCUGACGCCGUAAACGGGCGGUUUAAAAUGAUCCAGGGCUGGCUCCAGUCGCUGGUGCACGACACUAAGCUGCACUUACAAAACAUUCAGCUGGCAGAGGGCAGCCGGGUCAAACAGACACAGAGGGUUGGCCCCUCCAGGGACAGGAAAAGAAGGUCCAGGCGCAGAGAGCCGGCCUCUGAACUGAAGGGCACGCUGAGGGCCAGCCUGGACAGAGAUGCGGAGUACAUCAGGGAAAUGAGGCGCCACGUGGCGGAGUACCCCAACGCAAGGGUGGUCCUCAACAUGCGGAGCGGGAGCUGGACGCUGAAGCUGCCUUUCAUUCAGGAAGCAGUGGGAUCUUCCUUGAGGACAAUCUACGUGGUGCGGGACCCUCGAGCCUGGAUUUAUCUCAUGGUUUAUAACGGCAACCCCAGCCUUUACUCCCUAAAAAACAUCCCACAGCACCUUUCCUUGAUUUUCAGCAAAAACUCUGUCGGGGACGGGUGUCCAGUUGUUGCACCGGAGUUUAAAAUACUGCAGAGGCUGCUGUCUCAUUCGGAGACAAACCCUAUUUUGACUCUGGCCCAUCUGUGGUUGGCUCACACCGCUGCAGCUCUGAGGGUCAGCAAGAGCCUCCCCGAGGAGGCCCACCUCCUCAUGAGGUUUGAGGACCUGGUCAGCUUCCCUCAGGAGACGGCUGAGACGAUACACACUUUCCUGGGGGUGCCCCUGUCCCCCGCAGCCCUCAAUCAACUCAUGUUCACCACCUCCACCAACCUGUACAACCUGAUGUAUGAAGGGGAGGUCUCACCAGCCAAUAUCAACAUGUGGAGGCAAAAGAUGCCCCGAAAGGAUGUCAGACUCAUCGAGGAUGUGUGUGGAGCUGUGAUGAAGAGGCUGGGUUACACCAGGUUCUCCAGGUGACUGCUGCUGGUCAGCUGCUGUUGAGCUGUCAUGUUUACUGUAAUCCAGCUGCCGGUCCUAUUGUUUAUGCACUGAUGGUAACUUUGGAUAAACUUCACAGUCGUGUCCAUGUGUUUUCUCUCUGUUGUGUGAAGGCUCAUUGAUGACGGCACCAAAACUAGAUGAGAAAAUAAUAUUUUAUAUUAAAAUAAGUAGAAGGAAGCUUAUUUUACAUUUUCUAUCACUCUUUUUUGAGUGAAACUUUAAGCAUUUGUGAAUGAUCACGAUUCACUGUUUAAUCAAAUUUAAACUUUAUCUCAUUUGACAUUUCUGUGUUCAUGUAACAUGCGUUUGUUUUCCUCUGGUAUUUUGGAGGGUCUUUAAAGAGAAGUUUGGGGAAAAAUUGGCUUUUCCUUUCAGAAUUUCUGAGUGCUGUUUCCGUUUAAUGCUUCAGGCUUAGAGGAAAACGAGACUUCAGAGAUACGGACACAGGAAUGCAUUUUUUUUACAUCAAUGGAAAUGUUUGUGAUUUAAUGUUAAAGCUCAGAGACGGUUGGCUGUCAGCACUUUCACAAAGACUUCCUUGCGUGAGCGCUGAGAGCCAUGCUCCUUCUGAGGAGGUGCAUUCUCCAACCCUCACUUCUUUACUGUUUUUGCUUGAUUAGGAAAGAAAUAGAAAUCCUGAGAAGAAAUGACGUCUGGAGGAAGUCAAGUCAGAAGUAUUUAUAGCUUGCAAAGACUUAUAUCCCAAAGGAUCAGGAAUGAUUAUUCUAGCGACUCCCUUUAGCAUUUAUUCAAUCAGAGGGAAAUGCUUAAUGGGGAUCAAAAUGGGGGGAAAAAAACUUCUAGCUUUGACACAUUUCAAGUCAAAGCAAUUUCCAAAGCCUUCCCCUCAGCUACUCAUAUUAAUCUGCAAAAUGCCAUAACUGGGACUCUGGGCUGUGUUUUAUUGCUGUGAUAUUUUCAGCGUAAAAAGACUGGAGGAAAUGUAAACGUCUCCUUUUCUAGCAUUCAGUCAGUCAACUUUCCUUUUGGGUUUUUGUCUGGAAAGAGUAAUCAGAUGAGCUUUAAAUCUAAAUAAGAAAGUCAAAAAAGAGAGACCGUUUCUACUCUGUGAUGUUUAGCUGUGGCUUGGGCAAAAAUGUACGCCGCUCAGUUUGCUUUGAUGCCGUCUCGCUUAAACAUUUCUGUACUGUAAACGGAUCAUAUGUAACAUGCAGAUGGUGCACUCAUCUAUGGACCCGCUGUUGCAUUACACGCAACUCUGCUUGGAAGUAUCCAUCGUUUUCUCCACAACAAAGAGACCUGUUUGUUUUCCUCUCUGUGAACACUUAAACCCUUGAAUGGCUGGAAACCCUGUUUGAUGUGUUUGUGGUCUUUGAAUCUGUAGACUUGGCAGACAUGCUUUCACUUUGGUGUUGCAAUCUUGUUAACCAACCCUGUUUUGUAUUUGCUCGUGGGGAUAUGGUUACUCGCUUCUGUGGCCUUGAAUUACAAUAAUUUCUUUACAAGAGUUUUAUGUGGGCUGUGCUGCAGAAGGUGGAGAUGAUAUGCAGACGCAAAUAAAUUGAUAAAAGUAU